Molecule: messenger RNA, 1995 nt
Organism: Andrographis paniculata
Lineage: Eukaryota; Viridiplantae; Streptophyta; Magnoliopsida; Lamiales; Acanthaceae
Product: putative glycosyltransferase 7
Exons: 1
Coding region: 390-1838 (482 amino acids)
Cellular component (GO): endosome; trans-Golgi network; membrane
Molecular function (GO): galactosyltransferase activity
Source: RefSeq, a predicted model, not a curated record
ACCGCCACCGCCGGCAGCAGGAAACCCUAAUCGACCGGCGUCGCAAGCCCCAACUCUAUCCGCCAUUAAUACUAACCUCUCAACCGCCACCGCUCACCGCCGCAGAUCAAUGGUAAUGAAUCAUAUGCUAUUUUUGCCAUAUUCUCUGUAACUCCUUCCGUCAGCCGACCGCGAUUUUUUCUUCUCUCCGCGCUCAUCUAUUUUGGAAGCGUUCGCUAGCUUUUCUCGUGUUCGGCGGAUACGUCGGCGGAGAUUUGACGCAGCUGGUGACGCACUCGAUUUCUUAUUCCAGAUGGCUUGCCGUUUCGCUACCCGACGAAAAUUGAUUAGCCCCUACGUGGUUAGCGUCUGAAUUUGGGGAUUUAGGGCUUUCUUCCAACUGCGAUAUAAUGGCGUCCGCUGAGGACUUCUCACCCUCGCAGGAUCCUCCAAUGGCGAAGGGUAAUACUAAUAGCGGUAGGAGCAAAGCGACGUCGUUUUUAUCCGACGGAUUCCUCUUCGUCGGCGGAGCUCUGGUCGCGUUUCUCGUGGUUUGGGCUCUUUGGUCCUUCUUCAGCCCUCCGCCGCCUUCGUCUGAUACUUUCUCCACCGCCGCCUUCCCCGACCGGAAAUCCGCAAAAUUCGACAACUUCGCCACCUCCUCGGAGGCGCCGGAGAGUUUUUUAUCAACCAAAUGCCCAACAACCGCUUCGGCAUCGGAUCCGGACCCGGGUCACGACCCGCCCGACCCGACCUUCUACGACGACCCGAACCUGACCUACACCAUCGACUCGCCGCCGGUGAAGAACUGGGACGAGAAGCGGCGGCGAUGGCUGGAGCAGCACCCGUCGUUCGCGGCGGCGGCGGAGGAUCGGAUCCUAAUCGUGACCGGAUCUCAGGCGACGCCGUGCAAAAACCAGAUCGGCGAUUACCUCCUCCUGAAAUUCUUCAAGAACAAAGUCGACUAUGCCCGCCGGCACGGGAUCGACGUCUUCUACAACAACGUCCUCCUCCAGCCGCAGAUGUUUUCCUUCUGGGCGAAAACGCCGACGGUGAAGGCGGCGAUGUUAGCCCACCCGGAAGUCGAAUGGAUCUGGUGGAUCGACUCCGACGCCGCCUUCACCGACAUGGACUUCGUCCUCCCCCUGGAUAGGUACAAAUCUCACAACCUGGUCAUCCAUGGCUGGCCGGACAUGAUCUUCGAGAAGAAGAGCUGGACCAGCAUCAACGCCGGCGUCUUCCUGAUCCGCAACUGCCAGUGGGCGAUGGAGUUCAUGGACGCCUGGUCGAAGAUGGGGCCGCAGGCCCCGCAGUACGACAAAUGGGGGCAGAUCCAACGGUCGAUAUUCAAGGACAAGUCGCUGCCGGAAUCCGACGACCAGACGGGGCUGCUGUAUCUGAUAGUGGAGGAGCAGGAGAAAUGGGGGAAGAAGAUAUACAUAGAGAGGGACUACUAUUUCGAGGGGUAUUGGCUGGAGAUCGUGGGGACGUUGGAGAACAUAUCGGAAAACUACGCAGCGGUGGAGAAGGAGGCGGCGGCGGCGGCGCUGCGGCGGCGGCACGCGGAGAAGGUGGGGAGGGCUUACGGGGAGGUGUGGGCGGAGGUGCUGAAGAAGAAGGGGGUGGGGUACGGCCGGGGGAGUGGCCGGCGGCCGUUUAUUACGCAUUUCACGGGGUGUCAGCCGUGCAGUGGGGACCACAACCAGAUGUACUCCGGCCAGACGUGCUUCGACGCCAUGCAGAAGGCGCUGACCUUUGCUGAUAACCAGGUGCUCCGGGACUACGGGUACGUGCACCCGGACUUGCUGGAUCCGGCGGCCGUUGCGCCCCUGCCGUUCGAUUAUCCAGCCUCCUUGUGAUUGCGAAUGGACGGUGGUGAUGAUGAUGAUGAUGAUUCGACUAAGUGUGUGCUGGUUAUAGUUGAUAUUUAUUCUGUUGUGUUGUAUAGAGGGAGUAGUUUGGUUGAGCUUGUUGAGAUAUUUAUAUUUUGUUAUAUUUUAUUUUAGAUUAUUAUUA